Messenger RNA from Seminavis robusta, 2862 nucleotides. NCBI's taxonomy places the organism in Eukaryota, Bacillariophyta, Bacillariophyceae, Naviculales, Naviculaceae. The record is from the annotation of a GenBank genome assembly.
AUGAAACGGGCGUUGGCAGAGCGAGCCAAACAGAGCGCCGCACUUCCGAGUUCCAGCGGCAAUGGACCUCUCUUACAGGUGCCAGUACAAGCACCCUCGAUGGGGUCCAGUUCGUCUGGAGUAGGAGACCCAUCUUCUCCCAGAACCAAGCCGUUAUCUUCGGAUGCCUACAAACAAGACCAUGGCCGUCCGUUGAAGAUACCCAGACGCGCGGACGCUGGCCCCGAAGUCACGAACUCGAUCGGAUCCAAACACUCGUCUACUGGAAGCCCUACGUCGGCACUGUCACAGGCAGCGUCAGCAAUGCAAUCGGAGUCACGAGGAGCUAACAAUGAUGUCGUCCGCCAAAGAGCGGAGGCGGUCCCGUCAUCAAAUCCACCCGUCAAGAGUCGGUCAGCUGCUGCUGCCAACAGAUCGGCUACGCCGUCAUCGUCUGUUCCAAGCUCGGCGGGCAUGAAGCGACAACGCCCUUCCAGUCAACCUAGAGUGCCUUAUCCUGUUCCAUCGGACGACGAGGCCGAAGAUAAUCAGCAGAAUUCCUUCUUUCUCAAGCACCAAAAUAGAGCUCUGGCAUCGGAAUUGAAAUCGCUACAGCAUCAGCUCACACUGCUCGAGGACGAACGAGAAUACCGACGAAAUCAGUGUCGAAUAGCAAGUCAGGCAUUGAAUUCACUUCAAGCCACAUGGACACAAAUGGAGACAGAGUUGCAACAGCCGCAGCAAGCGCUUGCCCGUCCUGCUGAUCGUGAUGCUGCUUCCUAUGUACAGCAAGAUGGUCCCAUGUCGACGGGAAAUGGAUCCAAGGUGGAAAUUGUGGGGGCUCUGUUUGAUGCGUUGGCCGCACUAGCUACGACUCCACCACCUGACAACCUUGGACAAGACAAUGGGGAGCAGGAGGAAGACGACGACGACGAUGAUGAAAACGACGAAGAAGGUCGUCCUCAAAGGCGAAGAAAUGGAAAUUACGAGCUCGAUCCUGCAGAGAAGCAGCAACUCGAUGAUCUUUCGAACAUCUCGUGGAAUAUUUUGCAACGGGCAAACACGCUAGAGGAAUGGAUCCGAUCCGUUUUGCAAAAGAUGACGAGUACAGCUAGCGCCGCUGCUGAUGGGGACAAGGGUGGUGUGUCGCUGUCGUCAGAUCAACGAGCCCUGAUAAAAGAAGUUGGAGUUUUACGGGGACAAAGCAGGGAGUACAAAAUACAGAUCGCAGAGCUGGCAAAGGCAAGAGAUGACACUGCCAAAUCAGAACGGAAAGUCAGGAGAAGCAUCUAUCGGCUCUCCACUGGUCGGGUCAAAAUCGAGCAGGUCUUGAAAGACAUGGACAAAGGUGAUGAAGACGGUACAUUGGCUGCAGAAGCCCGAAUGGAAGCCAUGAUGGAGGAGAAAGGGACUGUUUCGUCAUCGUCGCAGUUUGAUGCUACAGCCAACACCUCGCACGAUGACCAAAUGUGUGGCGUAAAAUCAGAAUCGGGCGACCCUGCUGAAAUGCAUCGCGUUCGAAGUCAGCUGGAAGAGCUGGAACGUCAGCUUGGCGCCCGUGACACAAGCAUAGAAGAGCUUCAAUCCAGACUUACAGAGAAAGAACAGCGCAUCAAUUUACUUUGUUCAAAAGAAAUUUCUGACGCAGACGCAGAAAAGGUGGAGGAUCAUCAGAAAACGCAGAAACGGUUGGAGCAGGUGGAAGCCGAGCUGGCAGAUGUGCAAGAGCGACUGAAGGAGACCCGAGAAAAUUGGGCCAAAGCCCGUGGUGACGCCAAUCAUGCGUUGAAAACCCUCGACGAAUUGCACGCAAAGCAGGAGAAGCGGUGGGCAGAGUUGACCUGUGUUGGCGACCAAGCUGACAACAACUCGGACGAAAUCAACAUUCCGCUGAACGUGGAAUCUGUAGACCAGGCACGAAAAAUCAUUGAGCUUGAUCACAAGCUGAAGCAAGCCCUGGAAAACGUCAGGCAAGCAGAUUCAGUCAGACAGAAUUUGAAGGAGGCUUUGGCAAUGAAUAGCGCACUGCAAGGAAAGCUCGACGAAAUCAAAGGAAAAUACGCCGCCCUGCAAGCUGGUCGAAGCAACAGUUCCAGCAAUAAAUCAUCGUCGGAGUCGACAAACCAUAGUUCGUCUCGGGAGAAAUCAUCCGAACGAUCAGAGUCGAGUAGCAAGUCGGAAAAGCUCCACCGCGAGAAUCGGAGAAUGAGGAAGGAGAUAGCGGCGCUUUCUGCCAGCAAGGAUUCGGCCAAAGCGAAACUCGAGCGGGUAGAGAAGGAACGAGAUUUGCUCAAUGAGACGAAUUCGAGGCUGCUGAGGCAGAGUGCCGAAAAAGACGACAUGAACGCAAAAUCUUUGUCAACGAUUCUCCACUUGAAGAACAUGACGGACAGUCUAACUGAAGGAAAGAAAAGUCUGGAACAGCAACUGAAGAGUUCAGGUCAGUUGGCUCUCGCGGCUCGUCUAGCCACCAACAGCAAAGCCAAAGUUGCAGAAGAGGUUGUCAAAGAAAAAAAGGCUCUUGAGGAGAAACUAAGAGAGUGCGAAGAACGAAAUCAAUCUUUGAAGAAAGAGCUCGAAUCAACAGUAAGCGAAUGGUCGCAGGCAGAUACCAAUAUCUCUAGUCUCAAUUCACAACUGUCCAAAGCACGUAAGCGGAGCGACGAACUCGUGUCAGAAAUGGAACGAGAGCAGAGAGAACGGAGAAAGCUCCAGGACUCGUUGGAUGUUGCAGUAAAGAAAGCAGGAGACGCGACAGAAAAGCUGAACGAGAUGUCAAAACGAGACGCUGCGAACGGUGGUGGUGGGGGAGGAGGGUCAUCGUUUACCGUUGACCAACUCAACACGCAAGUUCAGGCAUAUGUUUUGCAGGCACUGUGUUGA